Messenger RNA from Castor canadensis (American beaver), 2759 nucleotides. RefSeq names its product transmembrane protein 167B (gene Tmem167b). The record is from RefSeq and is a predicted model, not a curated record. NCBI's taxonomy places the organism in Eukaryota, Metazoa, Chordata, Mammalia, Rodentia, Castoridae.
GGCCCGGAUCGGGAAGUGUCAAGCGGAGUCGGGUUCUCCCGCCUUCGUCGCUUCCACCGCUGAUCCCGGACCCCUGACCCAGGCCGGGCCCGCUACCAUGACGAACGUGUACUCCUUGGAUGGGAUUCUGGUGUUUGGUUUGCUCUUUGUUUGCACCUGUGCCUACUUCAAGAAAGUACCUCGUCUCAAAACCUGGCUGCUCUCAGAGAAGAAGGGAGUGUGGGGUGUGUUUUACAAAGCUGCUGUGAUUGGAACCAGGCUGCAUGCUGCUGUGGCCGUCGCCUGCGUUGUGAUGGCCUUUUACGUCCUGUUUAUAAAAUGAAUUUCAAGGUCUCCAGCUCAUCAACUGCCAAUCAAGGGGAUGGGGGUGAAGAUCCUGUCACAAGCUGGACCCAGCCUAGGAGAGUUCUACUAAAAUCAUCUGUGUCCCAAGAUGACACCACAGCAUCUGUGCCUGACAUACGUGUGGGAAACUCUUCAUGGUCACAAACGUUAUUUAUGCUUGAGGGGACUCCAGAAAGCCAACUUCCUUUGAUCUAUGUGUAAAUCAGCCCUUGGAGGCCAGCGUAUGGCGUCCAGAUAAAUUAUACUUCUGGUGAUAAGAUUGCAUACCUCCAGCUUAAAAACCUGUCACCUGUGCUGGGGUUGUAGCUCAGUGGUAGAGCAUUUGCUUAGUGCGCAUGUGCUCAAGUACCUGGGUUCAACCACUAGCACUAAAAAAGCAAAAAGAAAAUAUCUAUCACUUAUCUUGUUCCUCAGCCCUCUUGUCGGGAUCUUUUGUGCUAAGACCCAUUAGUGAAGGGCUUAGGCUAUGUUCAGACUUCUUGGAAAGAGAGACUUUUUCAAGCCUUGACAUGUUUUCACUAGUUGACAUGGAUUUGGCAAAUUGGGGAUGGAGGGUGCUGGGCAGGAAAUAGGAAUUUUAAAAGGCCAAGAAAUUGUUUGGCUUGAGAAAUUUAUCAUUUAUAUCCCCAUCUGGGAACCUAAGAGAGCCUGGCUCUCAUUGCAAAAAAGAGAACAGAUGAAGCCUGCCAUGUGUUGGUAGCUUGAGAGUUUUGCCAAGAGAAUCUGAACCUAUGGAAAAUUUGGGAAUUAUCUCUGUAAUAAGACCAGUAUCUCCAAAGAAGAUUUCCCUCGAGCAAAUAGUACAUGAAAAAGGAAUCAACUAUGGCUAUUUCCUAAAGUUUCUUUUCUAUUUUCUAAAUUACUUACCACUAAAUACUGUUACUCAGUUUUAAAUGCCACCGCUAGGGGGGAAAGAAACUAUUGAAGAUAUAAUUGUUUAAUAUAUUUGCAGUUAUGGUAGAAGAAAUAAAUUAGUAUAUCAAUUAAUAUACUAGUAAAUUCAUCUAGUAUAAGAAUUUACUGUGAUAAUAGAUGGAAGUAUUGUCAUUCUAUAAAAAAUACAAAUUUAUUCGUUAAGUCCCAGCUAUGGCAACUUUUAGUUGGUUACUUGUUUCUCUUGGCCAAUUCUUAAUUCUUCAUUAUUGCGGUAUUCUUUUUUUGUCUCUGGGAUUUUUUUUUUUACUGUUAACAUGCAAAAUUCAAAUGAGAGAAGUCAUUGAUAUUUGUUGGUGUGUUCAGCCAGCUCAUUGAACCUAUUAAUAAAAUGAGAGUGUUUUCUGAAGUAAAAGAAAAUAGAGCUUUGCAAUUGAGAGUGAAGGUCUUUCUUCCAUGGAAUAUGAAACUCCAAGUCAUUUUAGAUGACUCAGUGUUUGAGGGAAAGACUUCUUCCACUCGAUCCUCCUCAUGUCUGCAAGAGAAUCAGCUGUUGGAUUUGUGAAGCCUUGAACUUCUUUUUAAAAAAAAAAAAAAAAGAGUAGUUCUAAAAUUAUUAUAGUGAGUGAUAAGUAACCAGAGAAGUGGAUCUUCUAGUUGACUUGUUCAUUGUAAAACUGUGGCCAUUAGCUGUGGUUGGCUCCUGUGUGACGACAAAUAAUCUUUUGUCUGCUUACUCCAAAAGGAUAAAAGCUGCUAGGAAAUUUAGGUUAUGAACUCCUCAGAAGUUUGAGAAUUUCUGGACGUAUGGAAUCAUCAAACACUACAUGUCUAAUCAUCUCAGAAUUAAUUGUGGCUCUUAUCUCUUCGGAAAUUGGUCUUCAGGGUAACUUCAUUGAUUCAUAUUUUUUCCAUUGUCAUUUUUGAGGAGCUUUCACACGAGAGAAGGGAAGUCUAGUGUGCAGGAAAGAAGAGUUAACGCCUUGAGUGUGGGACCUGUUGGCCAGGUAGACUGCCACUCCCUGGAAACAGGUUUAGUAUGUUUUGCACUUGUUAUUUUGCAGCUUUAAUAACUUGUUUUCUAAGAGGGCUAAUGUCUCUAAGGUGAUGCCUAGAGCUGCUGUAACAUUCUACAGUUCAAGUUCAAACCAAGUUUUACAGCUUCCUGGGUGGGUCAUCUUGGCCUGAACUCCCAAGUUAUAUUUUGAGAUGUUUUCAUACCAGAAUAUACCAAAAAAGUACACAAAGCGAAGGUGUAACUUACAGCAAAAAGCAAAUACACAGCCUAUUUCAUUUCUUAACUUUAUUAAGCAGGUAAAUAGAAAUUUGUUCAACUCAUUACUUUGGUUGAUGUGUCAUAUUUUUGGCUAAAAAUGGUAAGAUGUUGUACCCUGGGGGAGUCUUUUAGGGUCGGAGGUCUGAAGAGAGCAUUCCUGUAAACUGUGAAUGCCAGGGUGGAAUGAAAUCAGCGCCUUUUUAUAGUUCAAAAUUAGUUUUUUAUUCUCCAUUGUCUGCACAAAUCCUUGAAAAUAAAAUUUCUU